Blepharisma stoltei is the source of this 3006-nucleotide messenger RNA. The record is from the annotation of a GenBank genome assembly. NCBI's taxonomy places the organism in Eukaryota, Ciliophora, Heterotrichea, Heterotrichida, Blepharismidae.
AUGAGCAAUUUUCUAAACGACAUAACUGAUGCGGUUAAGCUAAUAUCGAAGUCCAUAACCGACCACCUUGAUUCCAAUCAGUUGAAAGCUUUAAAAGAGAUUAAGAUGAGAUGAACAGCGGAAAUCAGUCAAAUUAUCAGUCGAUCAGAACUAAAUAGAAAUCGCUCCUGAAAAGAAAUUUUCCUUGCAUAUUUCUUCCGAGCUAUUUCCCUCAAUAGAGUUUUAAAUCCACGAAUAAAGUUAGUUAAAUUUAUUAUUGGAAAUAUUGAGGAGAUGGAGCCAAAUAAUCCUAUGGUGGAUCCACUUAUAUAUGAAUAUUUUAUUUACAGUUUAAUAAAAGUGGCUUGCCUCGAAAUCGAUAACAAAAGCUGUAAAAAUACAAUUACCCAUGUAAAAAAUAGACUUUUUCAAGUAGAUUGCUCCACUGAGCCAAUAUCUGACGAUUGCAAAAAUUGAAUUCAAAACACCUUUAGGACAUCCUUUUUGGAUGGUCUAUUCAAUGAACAGUUCCCUGAUUGGAGAUCAGAAAUUGAGUGCAUUUUACAAAAGUCAUAUUUUUCUAAUUUUAUGCAAGACUCCGAAAAAGGACUCCUUCUAGAAGACGAUUACAUUUUAUUGCCGGAUAAAUUUAAAGGAAACGAAUCCAAAAAUAAAUUAGGCUUGCUGUUAGCUUUUGCCGAACAAUUCUGGCAGUCAUUAAAUACAAAAAUAAAUACUAAUUUUCCUCAAAAAAGAAAAUGCAGAGAUGAGGAUAAGCCUAAUCUCAAUAAAAAAUUAGAAGACCUUUUAGGAGGGCCCUUAUAUUUUAUCAGCAAUUAUUCUGCUGGCUUUUUAUUGGGCGCUAACCAAAUAGAUCGAAAUAUAUUAAAAGAAGGAUUUCCACAAUUAAAAGAAAACAACGAUUAUUGAACAAAUGUUAUACAAUAUGACACAGUUCAAUUUAAGAAAUCCCAGUUAUGAUCAGACAUUAAUUUAGAAAAUUUUCAAUUAAAAUCAACAACUUUGGUAAAUAUGCAAAAAUAUUAUUAUCAAAUAGACCAAAUUAUAAAAAGAUUUUUAAGUCUCAAUGAGUUUAUUGAUCAUAAAAAUAUGUUUUUUGUGAUUUGUGGACUUUCUAUUCAAGAUAGCAAGAAAUCCACCUGAUACGGACAUUUUAAAAAAUCUGGGCUCAAUCUUUACUGGAAGGCAUUAGAAAAUGAUUACUCAACAAUUAUUAAUUUAACGGAUAAUAGUGCACCUUUUAUGCUCUUUUAUGUGUAUGAUUAUUUUAUUCGAGAAAUUACAUUAAAUAGACAGGAAAAUUCAUGCGAAAGCGAAUUUGAAUUUGUUUCAAAUUUAACAGGCUAUCAUAAACCAUUUUUUCAAAAAUUAAGCACCGAUGAAAUUGAUAAAAUAAAAUGAAUAUUUCUUACAGAAUAUAUCUGAAAAUUUUUUAUGAUUGAUCCUCCUGAAUAUGAAGUCCUGCUUGCUGAUUUUCUUAAUAAAACUUUUAAAUACAAUUUAAGUGAAAACAAUAUUUAUGGAAAAGUAUUAAUAAACAAUUAUACAAUUGUUAACGACUUUUCAUGGAUCGAAAGCGAUAAAAUUAAGCAAGCUGGAAUUAUUUUUUCUUUAGUAAACUGCUUCUAUGAUUUUCUCUUCUUUCAAAAUUUUAGAACGUUCCAGGAUAAAAUCAAAAAUAUAAGGAAUUUACCAAAUAGGGCAGCCUUUCCUUACUUAAAGAAAAUUAAUUUAAAGAUUGCGGAGUUCAUGACAGAAGAGCAAAACUUUAAUGAUAAUUUUGAAAAUCAGAUAAUUAAUAUUCAAUCGUGCAGGAGCUGUGGAGAAGAAUCAAUUUGGAUGCAACCGUACGAUGACGACGAAAUAAAAGAUUUUAUAGAAGAUAUAUAUCCUGACUCUUUCUGUAGUCUUUUAAAGCAUCAUAUAUGAGAUGUUGAUCUAAUUUCUUCAGAUAUUGAAUGAAACGAAAUUAAAGAUCAAUAUGAAGAAAUAUAUAUUGGAAAUGAACGAAAACAUCCUUCAGAGAAUGGAUAUCUAAUUCAAAAUGGCACUUAUGAAUGGGGAAGUGCAUUUAAAUGCUUUCUCCUUCAUUUACCAAAAAUGAUGCAUACAAUCUUAAAAGUUGAAGGUGAUGCAGAAUCGAUAAGAAAAAGAAUUCUUAGCAUUCGAUACUUUUUUAUGGAGAUAUUAACUGAGGAUAUGUAUGAAAUAUGGAAAAAAAUGGCAAUGAAAAAUAAUUCAUUUCAAGCGUUAAUUAUUGAUUAUUUUUAUACUACAAUUGAAUCAUUUUCAUUUGCUGAUAUGCGUGAUGCAAAAUUUUAUUUUUCGAAUAUUAAAAGUCCUUACGAUAAAAUUCAUUUGAUUAGAAUUCGAGACGAAAUAAAAUUAGUUACCAGAAAAUUUCUAAAUUUCGAAAUAAUUAAAAAUUGCUAUGAUGAGAUUUGCGAACAGAUAAAUCUAAAUAAUCAAGAAUACAAAGAUUUGAUUGAAAAUGCUUUAAAUAAGGCGCUUCUUAUAAAAUUUCGUCUUGGAAUAUAUGGUAAAACUACUUGCAACGAUCAAAUAUUCAUUUCAAAUUUUUGGUAUAGGGACGAUGUGGAGUUAAGAGCAGGAGCAAUUUUAGUAACAUUUGUGCAUGAAUUCGCCCAUUUGCUCGGAAGGUCAAAAAUGAAAAAUUUAUCUGAAAAACUUCUAUAUCAAUCACCUAAAAUUAUUAAAUACUCAAAAAACAAAAAUGAAUAUGAGUCUGGAUACCAGAUUGAAAAAAAAAUUUUUGGUGAGCAUUUAGAAAAAAUAUCUAAGCCUGCUGCUCAUUAUAUUCUGACUUUAGAGAAUAUUGAGAAUUUAGAACAAUUUCAAAAAGAAUUCAAAGAAGAAAAUCACAUGAAAGGAGCUGAGUUUAUAAAGUUAAAUAAAAAAGAGGAUAUGGGAGACGACACUAUAGAGCUUGGAGAAUGUGGCAAUAGAAGGCCUACAAUUAAUCGCAACUUAUUUAAAGAUAAUUAA